Messenger RNA from Rhinichthys klamathensis goyatoka, 1897 nucleotides. RefSeq names its product gastrula zinc finger protein XlCGF57.1-like. The record is from RefSeq and is a predicted model, not a curated record. Lineage: Eukaryota; Metazoa; Chordata; Actinopteri; Cypriniformes; Leuciscidae. Gene Ontology annotation, cellular component: nucleus. The coding region runs from base 155 to 1882 and encodes 575 amino acids. The transcript is spliced from 4 exons.
GAGAAGAAGAGAAGUGAGCGAGGGAAGGGAACAUAAACAUGAGAAGUGAAACACAGCCGUUCAUUCUGCUCUAAAUCUGCCGUUUUCAGACUGAGAAGAAGAAGCAAGCAGGAGAAAUUACUCCAGGAGAAACUACGGACAUACUAUUGUAAAGAUGGAGAUUAAGGAAGAACCCUGCAGAAUAAAAGAUGAAGAUACAGAGGAACAAAUAGACCCAGUGGAAGUGAAUAAAGACAAAUGGCAUCAUUUCACUAAUGAAGAUGGAGAACUGACGUAUAAAAAUGAAGACAAACAUCUGUUACAAAAACCUCAUCAUUUCAAAAAUGAAGAUGGAAAUGCAGUUGUUUCACAGACUGAAGAGAAUUUCACACAAAAACAAGCUGAAAAAUCUGGAGACAAAGAAUUUUUCACCUGUUCUGAGUGUGGAAUGUUUUACGUGCACAAAUCAGACCUUAAUAAACACAUGAAAUCUCACACUGGAGAAAAUCUCUUCACAUGCACUCAGUGUGGAAAGAGUUUCACAUGUAAAUCAACCCUUAACAGACACACGAGAGAACACACUGGAGAAAAACCAUUCACAUGCACUCAGUGUGGAAAGAGUUUCACUCAUAAGGGAGGCCUUAAUGUGCACAUGAGAAUUCACACUGGAGAAAAACCAUUCACCUGCUCUCAGUGUGGAAAGAGUUUCAGUCGCAAAGAGGACGUAAAUGUGCACAUGAGAAUUCACACUGGAGAAAAACCAUUCACCUGCUCUCAGUGUGGAAAGAGUUUCAGUCGCAAAAAGGACAUAAAUGUGCACAUGAGAAUUCACACUGGAGAGAGGCCUUAUACAUGCUCUCAGUGUGGAAAGAGUUUCACAUCCCAAAGCGUUCUCAUCACUCAUCUGCGCCGUCACUCGGGAGUGAGAUCAUUCAGCUGUGAUCAGUACCCGGUGGAAGUGAAUAAAGACAAAUGGCACCAUUUCACUAAUGAAGAUGGAGAACUGACGUAUAAAAAUGAAGACAAACAUCUGUUACAAAGACCUCAUCGUUUCAAAAAUGAAGAUGGAAAUGAAGUUGUUUCACAGACUGAAGAGAAUUUCACACAAAAACAAGCUGAAAAAUCUGGAGACAAAGAAUAUUUCACCUGUUCUGAGUGUGGAAUGUUUUACGUGCACAAAUCAGACCUUAAUAAACACAUGAAAUCUCACACUGGAGAAAAUCUGUUCACAUGCACUCAGUGUGGAAAGAGUUUCACACGUAAAUCAACCCUUAACAGACACACGAGAGAACACACUGGAGAAAAACCAUUCACAUGCUCUCAGUGUGGAAAGAGUUUCAGUCGCAAAGAGGACGUAAAUGUGCACAUGAGAAUUCACACUGGAGAAAAACUGUUCAAAUGCUCUCAGUGUGGAAAGAGUUUCACUCAUAAGGGAGGCCUUAAUGUGCACAUGAGAAUUCACACUGGAGAGAGGCCUUAUACAUGCUCUCAGUGUGGAAAUAGUUUCACAUCCCAAAGCGUUCUCACCACUCAUCUGCGCCGUCACUCUGGAGUGAGAUCAUUCAGCUGUGAUCAGUGUGAUAAAACAUUUGUUUUGGCAUCAAGCUUAAAAACACACCUUAAAACUCAUGCUGGUGUGAAGCCUCACUUUUGUUUAUUUUGUGGAAAGGGUUUUUCACGACUGCAGAAUUUAAAACAGCAUGAGAGUGUUCAUACUGGUGUGAGACCUCAUUGUUGCUCUGACUGUGGGAAGACCUUCACUACAUCCAACAAUUUAAAAACACACCAGAGAAUUCAUACUGGAGAGAAACCGCACCAGUGCUCUUCAUGUGGAAAGAGUUUCACCCAAUUAUCUACUCUACAGAAACAUGAGAAAACCCGUUGCCCGACGUUUUCUAAUUAGCAAACGUUUGUGUUC